Messenger RNA from Ogataea philodendri, 5427 nucleotides. RefSeq lists its product as uncharacterized. NCBI's taxonomy places the organism in Eukaryota, Fungi, Ascomycota, Pichiomycetes, Pichiales, Pichiaceae. Gene Ontology annotation, molecular function: metal ion binding; ATP binding; 1-phosphatidylinositol-3-phosphate 5-kinase activity. The transcript has a single exon. The record is from RefSeq and is a predicted model, not a curated record. The coding region runs from base 1 to 5427 and encodes 1808 amino acids. Gene Ontology annotation, biological process: phosphatidylinositol phosphate biosynthetic process. Gene Ontology annotation, cellular component: fungal-type vacuole membrane; endosome membrane.
AUGGCACCCUCACACCUUUUAUUUAUUUAUUUAUAUAUGUCCUUUCAGAUUGGGCUGUCAGGGUCUGCGCAUUCGACCACCCAGCUCAGCAAUCAGACGCCCACGCCGCACACGCGCACCAAUGGUAGCAACGCUAAUGAUAGUUACAACGAUUUGACGCUGAAUCUCAUGUCGACGCUCGGAAACAAGCGAAAGCAAGAACACCAGGGCCUUGGCAGAGACUACUGGCUGGACGACUCGUCGGCCACCAAAUGUCGGUCGUGCGACCGCACGUUCACUACGUUCAGACGCAAACACCACUGUCGGAUCUGUGGCAAGAUCUUCUGCAGCAACUGUACGACGUUUAUAGAGGGAGACAAGUUCAAUCAUCCGGGGAAAAUGCGUGUUUGUCUGCUUUGUUUGAAAUUGGCCGAUCGGUACGAAGAGUACGCCUCGAGCGAGGACGAGUCUGUGAUUGACGAUACAAACAGCUCGUCCCACGUUUCGGAAACGGUAUCGCCGGUCAGGGCCGAGUCCGAGAGCCAGGGCGCGCCGUCUGUGGUUUCCACUGCAGAAACAGCACUGAACCUCGGAUCGGCCCCCACACCCCCACCCAUGAUGGCCAUCCCCACCACGAGGAAAGGAGAGGCCAUCGAGAUCGACAUCCCGCGGUCCAACAGCGUGAGUCGUCGCAGCAGGGCCAACACAGUGGUUGGAAAUCGCCCGUUCCACCCAAACAACUUUAGUUCCAGUCUGACGGGGAUGAACUCGGAGCUCCCCACAGGCAGACUCCUUCCGUCGCAGGACCCCGAGAAGAAGAACCCCACGCCGUUGAAUUUCACCUCAGCAGCCGCAAACGCAGCGGCAGACGCAGCUUCCUCGAUCUUUAACUUUGGCACCGCUAUCCUGCCGGGCAAUCACCAAUCCUUCUCCUAUUCGCACCACAGAACCCAUAGCAGGAACAUGGAGCCCGAGUCCAAGGAAGACGAUGAGUAUGGCCCGCUCACCGGCUCUCACACGCUGCUGAGCUCUGCCUCCGACCUGACAGACGACGAGGACGAGCCUGGUCUGCUGGCGUUCACCUCUGUGAACUCCAACCCGAUGAAUAACCACGAGUUCAACUGGACGUACCGCAGUCCAAACACCAGCGGCUUCAAGCUGGAGGACUCGACAAGCAUGAACGGACGCAAGAUCUUCAGAUCAAACCGCACACGACGCCCUACAAACUUCUACCGUCUCAAACACCGUCGUAUGAGUCGAAGCGGGACCCGAGUCACCAGUGAUGCCAGUUCCAGCACGAUCUUUGGCCGGCCUGCUUCGUCUGGGUUUGGAUUUGGGUUCGAGGAGUUUGAGUUCAUGGACGAUUUCCUGCGUGCUGGCGAGAACCACGCCAGACAGCUUUUGGUUCAGCUGUUGACCGACAGAGAGGUUCAGAAUAUAGACAGAUGGACCAAGGUGCUUAUAAAAUGUUUGAAGAAAGUGUCCAGUCUUUCUGCAGAGCUGGCCAACGGCGAGACUUUUGACAUUUCUGCCUACUUGAAAAUCAAAAAGAUUCCCGGCUCAGAGAUCGAGAACUCCGCUGUUCUAGAUGGAAUAGUGUUCUCAAAGAACCUGCCGCUCAACACCAUGGCAACAGAGAUUCUGAACCCACGAAUCAUGCUGGUCACGUUCCAGAUCGAGUACGAACAGGAAGCUGAUACCAAGUUCUCGAGCAUCGAGCCUCUGAUCGCGCAACAGGACCAAUACCUGGAGAAGCUGGUUGCUAGAAUAGCUGCCUUGAAACCCAAUAUCGUUCUUGCUCAAAGUACAGUUAACGGCUAUGCUUUAAAACUGUUGGCCCAGGCAGGAAUAUCUGUGGCAUACAAUGUCAAAUCGCAGUUGAUGCAGAAAAUAUCCAGACUCACAAAAGCCGACAUUAUCAACUCUAUCGACAAACUGGCCAUUAAUCCGAAUCUUGGCAGAUGUGGAAAGUUUGAGGUAAAGUCGUAUGUCAACGAGUCUAUCCGUCGAACCUAUUUCUACUUCACUGGCUGCAACACAGAAGCUGGGUCUACGGUUGUUCUACGCGGAAGCGACAAAGAAGAGCUUAGCAAAGUCAAGGAGUGCGCAACCUUGAUGGCAUAUGUGUUUUUCAACGUGAAGCUGGAGUCUGGUCUUAUGCGCGACCAAUGUCUUCAGGCUGCCGAAUACAGUUUCCAGCCGAAACACGAACCGUUGCAAAAUUUACCUCUGAACAAUUACCAAGAGGUUACUGAGGCGUUCAGGAAACGUAUUCUUUCGUCAUCUCCAUGGGUCCGAUUCCUUCUUCCGUACGUUGUCGAGAGGCUCACAGUUUUCCACCAGAGAUUGCAAAAAAACGUCGAGCUUCACCAAAAGUAUUUGGAGCUUGCUCCCAAAGCUCAGUCUGACGACAAACUUCUUGACGAGCUCAAACUUCUGUUACAAGAAUGGAACGUCAAGUUCGAGAUCCAAGACCUUCCGCACCAAAUGGACGAUAUGACCAAAUUGGUUGCUCAGCACAAGGACUUUGUGGACCAGGAAAACAAGCAUCAGAUCUUUCUUUCCGAGAAGCAAUGGGAGCAGUUUUGGUUCCCUCGUCGGUACAUGUUUUUUGACCCCAAUUACCAUCAGAACAUAGCCACUUUGUACAGCAUGGUGUCCACCAAGAACGCUACUCCAUGUAUUGGCCCGGAGAUUCAGGUGACCGAUUUCUACUGGGACAACGAUUUCUGUCUGGGCCAGUUCAUUGAGCAUCUAUGUCUCAAUGCUGGAGAACUGUGUACUGAAGGAUGUGGCCUAACAUUGAAGGAACAUUUCCGUUCGUAUGUGCACGGACGAGGAAAAGUGGACGUGGUGGUGGAAAACAAUUCCAAAUCGCUACAAGGACGCGAAAACAUGAUCAUGGCAUGGAGUUUUUGCAAGAUAUGUCAGAACUCGACUGCUGUGCUUCCAUUGAGCGACAAUGCCUGGAAGUACUCCUUUGGAAAGUAUUUGGAGCUUUCUUUCUGGUGUCGUGGAAUGAAGGUAAAGGGAGCCACCUGUGUGCACGAUUUCUACCGUGACCAGAUCCACUACUUCAGUUUCCAGAACCUUGCAGUGCGGAUGGAGUAUUCCGAGGUGGAGAUGCUGGAUUUGGUUUCUCCACAGUUCCAGUUGUUCUGGAAGCCAGAGUACGAUCUCAAGAUCAAGAUUCAGACGUUUGAACAGGUUAUUAAUCGGACAAACAUGUUUUUCGACAGUGUCCGAAGCAGACUGAACCGUUUGAAGCUGGACAGUUUGUCGGAGGACAGGAUCGAGGCUGCCCAGCAGCGGAUCAACGAGCUGAAGAAGCGGGUCGACGAGGAGCAGCUUGCGAUGAUCAAGAUGGCCGACGACGUUUACCAGUCGACGCUGAUUUCUGAUCAUUUGAAGCUCACUUCGGUGAUCAGAGAGGUGCAGGAGAUUUCGAGUGAGUGGAACUUUGAGUUCCAAGAGUUUGACAAGGAAUUCUUGCCGUCUGAGAAGGAAAUUAAGAAAAUCACUGCCUUCCAGCUAGAUAAGCUAUUCAAGGCCAAUAACGACAAGAACGAGGAUCUUGCUAGUUUGGAGAUGAAGGAGAAAGAGGAGAAAGAGGAGAAGGAGGACGAAGAGGAGGAGAAGGUUGAAGAGCUCAAAAAAGAGGAUACUACUCCAAGUCAGUCGCCAAAGUCUCGUCGGAGAGGAAAUUUGGUGUUGGAGAGGAUUCAAGAAUUGCAGCUGAUGAAUGGACCGGGAGAAGGGUCGAGCACCGAUUCCAAGACAGACUUACAGAAUGACAAACGCUGGGUGUGGGAGGAUCGCAACGGCGAGCUGCAGAGCCAGCUGUUGGAGGAUGGUGGCCACGGCUUACCGAAGUUGAGUGGUUUGAGCAACGAGGGUAAGGUUCGCAAGUUGGCCGAGUUCUUUGAUGCUCAGGAGUUUUUCCGCCAGAGAGAGCAAGAGAAGCGAAAGUUGCAGGAGAACAGCUACAGGCCGAAGCUUGUUGCUUCGCGGCCAACGGUGGAGGUUUACAAGAACGUGAAGGACGCUGUUGAGGCUGAGCAGAACGUGCGGAAGAUGGAGCAGAGACGAGAGCAAAUUGAGGAGGAAGUUGAGGAGGAAGAGCAAGAGCAGGAACAGGAAACUGACGGCGAGAAGAAAGAAGAAGGCGGCGAGGAUAUGAGGCGCGUUCCUUCGAAACAGCUUGUCCCUGAGAAGUCGUCUUUGCUCAAGUCGCUGACGCAUUUCUGGGCCGACCGAUCGGCAACUUUAUGGGAGCCACUUUCGUAUCCGUUGGGUCCCACGGAGCACAUAUUCGUUGAUUCUGACGUGAUUGUUCGCGAGGACGAGCCAAGUUCGAUCAUUGCAUUCUGUUUGAACACCACAGAUUACGGCUCGAAGCUAUACCACCAGGAGAAACAGCAGCAACAGGACGACAAGGACGAAUCUGCCACCGAGGACGGGGACUCGCGGUCUGUGCGAUCGGACCAGGGAAAUAAACCGAGCGCAGAGAGCAGCGGGGUGUUUGAGAGCUCGAGUUUCUCGAUGUCUGCUCCCGACUUGGAGAAGAUCAUGCUCAAGAAAGGUUUCCAUCUGAAGUACCAAUUCGAAGAAGGGUAUUCGACGAUUUCGUGCAAGAUUUUCUUUGCCGAGCAGUUUGACGGGUUCCGGCGCCAAUGUGGAGUGAGUUCAAAGUUCGUGGAGAGCUUGUCGCGGUGUGUGAAAUGGGAUUCCACGGGAGGAAAGUCUGGUUCUGCGUUUCUGAAGACUCUGGACGACCGGUUUAUCAUCAAGGAGCUGAGUCGGGCCGAACUUGAGGCGUUUGUUCAAUUUGCGGCUAGCUACUUUGAAUAUUUCGCACAGGCCAUGUUCCACAACCUGCCGACUGUUCUGGUGAAGAUCUUUGGGUUCUACCAGAUCCAGGUGAAGAACACCAUGCCUGGAGCACGGUCGUACACCAUGAACGUUCUGAUUAUGGAGAAUCUGUUCUACAACCGCAAGAUGUCGCGGAUUUUCGAUCUGAAGGGCUCGAUGAGGAACAGACACGUUGAACAGACCGGAAAGGAGAACGAGGUGUUACUGGAUGAAAAUAUGGUGGAGUAUAUUUACGAGUCUCCAUUAUUUGUUCGGGAGAAUGCCAAACGACUCUUAAGAGCGUCGUUGUGGAACGACACUCUAUUUUUGGCCAAGAUGAAUGUGAUGGAUUACUCUUUGGUUGUUGGAAUCGACUCCGACAACAAGGAGCUUGUUGUUGGAAUUAUUGACUGUAUCCGAACGUUUACUUGGGAUAAGAAACUGGAGAGUUGGGUGAAGGAAAAAGGGCUCGUUGGAGGCACAGGAGUCGGCAAAGAACCAACAGUGAUCACCCCGAAACAGUACAAGAAUCGGUUCAGGGAGGCCAUGGAACGGUACAUUUUAAUGUCUCCUGGUCCAUUUUAUAUGAGUACCUAA